AUGGCGGUACCGCUGCGCGUCUCGCGGCCCCCUCUUCCCUUCCGCCGCUCGUCGCCCGAGCAUUCCCCACCGCUCCCUCCGCGCUCGCCGCUUCCUCCUCUACUACGCCUGACCGCUGCGCGCACCACAGCGCCUGCCGCCCUCCGCACAGCGCUCCCCCCAGCCACAUCGCCGGCCGCCCCGCCUCGCUCCGUCCGCCGACCCACGUGCCUGGCCCUGUGCCGGGGCUACAGGCGCAG
Molecule: messenger RNA, 239 nt
Organism: Closterium sp. Yama58-4
Lineage: Eukaryota; Viridiplantae; Streptophyta; Zygnematophyceae; Desmidiales; Closteriaceae
Source: the annotation of a GenBank genome assembly